AUUAUUUUUAAGGUUAUUACUUUCUUUCAAGGUUAUUAAUAUAAAUUGGUCUAAAAACAAGAUAUCCAAUCUAUCAUCUUGGUUUUGAUUGUUUAAAUUAUUUUAAAAUGGCUGGAAUAUAUCAUCCUAGUCGUGGGGGAGUUAGAGGGGGUCAAGAUCAGUUUAAAUGGGAAGACGUUAAAAAUGAUAAAGAUAAAGAAUACUAUAUAGGUCAUUCUCUUAUGGUGCCAACUGGUCAGUGGACUAAAGGUAAAGACAUAUUUUGGUAUACUAGAGACAAAGACGGGAAGUCUGAAGCUGAAAGAACAAGAGCUGAGGAAAUACGAAAAGUGAAAGAAUUAGAAGCCAGAGCAAUGGCAGCUGUUCUUGGGAAAAAAACAUUUACAGUCGAGAAUCCACUUUCAAAAGAGGAGAUUAAAGAAGUGUUGACUCGUGGAAAAACUGAAACUAAUGAAGCUUCAAAGAUAGCUGGAAUGGGUUAUAAAAAAUCGAUACAUAAAGAAUCAGGAUCAAGAUAUGGAACUGAAUUUGAGGGAGGAGAAAUGCGAGCAAACGAGGGGGUAAGGACCGCACGGGAACAAAACGAGCAAGAUAAUAAAAGCUCUAAAAAAAUUAAAACAGAAAAAAAAAGAAAACAUAAUUACUCCAACGAGAGUGAAGAAGAGUCUUUAAACAAGAAAGAAUUAAAUAAAAAGUACAAAUCUGGUAGAAGAGAACAUUCAAACGAUUUUGAUCGUAGCGACACUAAAUAUUUGAAGAAAGCUAAUUAUAAUGACUACCGAGAGAAAACAAGGACAUCUCGUGAAAAGUUAAGAAGUAGCGAACGACGCGAAAGAAAAAGAUCUUCACCAAGUAGCCCAAGAAAACACAAAAAAGAUUUUUCGGAAAAGAAAAGAUAACCUCUAACUAAUUUACCAAUUUGAAGAAAUAUAAUUAGCGCGCUUAAUUAAACUUUCAAUCCGCUGUGAGCUCCAGAUAUUUGACUUUAUUAGAACAAACAAAUCUUAUUUACUCUGUGAGCUUUUAUUUACACUUACUGCUACCAUUAUGAACAGUUCUUAUUUGCGCCUACUGGCACCAUUAUGAACAGUUCUUAUUGACGCUUACAGUGUUGAUAUGAAAAGCUUUGAUUUAAAAGAAUAUUUUGGUUAUAUCACGUGGGUUUUACCGCGUUUUGGUUCACGUUCCCGGCAAAUAUUUAAAAAAUUUAAUUGAAAGACUUAUUUUAACUUAAAAAUAAUAAUGUUUGAAUUUCUCGCUAA
Messenger RNA from Hydra vulgaris (swiftwater hydra), 1262 nucleotides. RefSeq names its product multiple myeloma tumor-associated protein 2 homolog. NCBI's taxonomy places the organism in Eukaryota, Metazoa, Cnidaria, Hydrozoa, Anthoathecata, Hydridae. The record is from RefSeq and is a predicted model, not a curated record.